This is a messenger RNA of Pygocentrus nattereri (red-bellied piranha), 4370 nucleotides long. RefSeq names its product SH3-domain binding protein 1 (gene sh3bp1). Gene Ontology annotation, biological process: signal transduction; regulation of actin cytoskeleton organization; regulation of Rac protein signal transduction. NCBI's taxonomy places the organism in Eukaryota, Metazoa, Chordata, Actinopteri, Characiformes, Serrasalmidae. Bases 848 to 2905 code for a protein of 685 amino acids. Gene Ontology annotation, cellular component: cytosol; intracellular anatomical structure; cytoplasm. Gene Ontology annotation, molecular function: protein binding; GTPase activator activity. The transcript is spliced from 18 exons. The record is from RefSeq and is a predicted model, not a curated record.
CUGACCUGAUGAGGCGUGCGCAUAUAAGAAGUCUAGCUGUGAAGUGUUUCAAAUGGAGAACUCAAGUGAAUGACAUUGUUUUCUCCAUUUAUAUGAAUCCUAAAGCAAUAUUAACCAUCAAGUGAAAGUGAGAAGCCUCAGACGUGAGCUUGAGAAAACAAACUACAGCAGUGGUUGCACGGAAUCAUCAUAACAAUGCUCAAACAAUUUAACCUCCUGAAGCAGUUUGGAGGUGUGGGGAAGUCUCAAGAUGCAACUGAUCUUCUCUCAGAGGAUUUGGUUUUGGUGAGUCCUUUUCAGACUUUCGUGUGUCACCUUGCUUCUCCCUAUAGACUACACAGGUUAGGGCUGGUGGCCAAAAACAUAUUCCCACACACAAACAGGCAUACAUGGUGUAGCACGGCAUGUGCUACCCCGGGCUCUAGGAGGACGCUGGAGGCACGGUUCAGGGUUGCAACAGCCAUUACUUUAAUUCACCGUACAACACAAAGUAAACCAAACACAACCAAUGCUACGCUGGCCACUUUUCAGUGGUUUACGCUAGCUAGACUUCUAAGUCCUUUCACUGGAGCUUUUCAGCUCUUCACUCGUCGUCGUCGUGGUUCCCCUCUCUCUGUCUUUGUUCCCUCUCGCUCUUUUUAAAAGGCGCUCACAAGCCGAGAGGGAAGGAAAGCUCGCUGGUCCGCCCCCUCGUCACUGCACCCAGCUGGCAGCUCAGCCGCCCGGGUCGAACGCUACGCAGCAGGGGGCGGGGCCCGGGAGGCGGAGCUCGGGACUCGCUCCUUGCUCUGGUGCCUCUCGUGGCCGGCACCAGCGUCCUCGUCCUCCUCCUCCAGCCGUCACUCUCAUGACUCGCGUCCGUCGAGGGUGCUCGGGUUUUGUGCUCCGCCCCCUCCACAGUCGCGGCUCUCUCCCUGCCGCCCUCGCCGAGGUGGAACAGCGUGUGGAGCCAGCGAGAAAAGCCGCCCAGAUCAUUCAUAAGAAGCUGACCAGCUGCCUUCAGAGUCAGCAGGGCCUGGAUUCAGACAAACGCAUGAAAAAGCUCCCUCUCAUGAUGCUUUCUGUCAGUAUGGCUGAGAGCUUUAAAGAUUUUGAUGCUGAAUCUUCUAUUAGGAAAGUUCUGGAAAUGUGCUGCUUCAUGCAAAAUUUUCUGGCACAAACCUUGGCAGAUUUUGAGAUGAAGUUGGAAAAAGAUGUUCUGGAGCCUCUAAAUAAACUCAGUGAGGAAGACCUUCCUGAGAUUUUGAGAAACAAGAAGCAGUUUGCUAAACUCACAACAGACUGGCACAAUGCACGCACCAGAUCCCAAGCUAGUACAGGUCCUCAGGCCAAGCAGGAUGGACUGAGGGAGGAAGUGGAGGAGGCAUGGAGGAGACUAGAGUCAAUCAAGGACCAGUAUUCAGCAGAUCUCUACCAUUUUGCCACUAAAGAAGAUGAGUAUGCUAACUACUUCAUUCGUCUCUUAGAACUCCAGGCGGAACACCACAGAGUCUCCUAUGAAUUCUUAGACAAAAAUAUCACUGAGCUCAAGGAAAGUCAUAGUCAAUCAGAGCCCCAGGUGGGUGUUUCCACAGGACACGUGUAUGGAGCGUCUCUGCUCUCUCACCUGACGAGCUCUGGCCGAGACAUUGCUCUGCCCAUUCAGGAGUGUGUUAACAUGCUGCUGCAUGUAGGACUUAGAGAAGAGGGUUUGUUCAGGCUGGCAGCAGCUGCCUCGGUGGUGAAGAAGCUGAAGAGCAGCUUGGACUCGGGCACAGUGGACCACUCUGAGUUCGACACUGACCCUCAUGCAGUAGCAGGUGCGCUGAAGUCUUACCUGAGAGAACUACCAGAACCUCUCAUGACAUUUGAACUGUAUAAUGAUUGGUUCAGAGCAGCAGGAGAGAAAGAAUUAGACAGCAAACUGGAGCAGUUGCGAGAAGUAUUGAAAAAACUCCCUCCAGAAAACUACAACAACCUCCGAUACCUUAUACAGUUUCUGGCAUGUUUGUCAGAACAGCAAGCCGUGAACAGGAUGACUCCAAGUAAUAUUGCCAUAGUGCUCGGACCUAAUCUACUGUGGCCUCGUACUGAGGGAGAAACCUCCCUGCUGGACAUGGCUUCUGCCUCCUCAGUCCAAGUUGUGACAGUUAUAGAACCACUUAUACAAUAUGCCAACAUCCUGUUCCCUGAAGAAAUUGAUUUUGACAUUCCAGAACUGCCAGAGCUAUCUCCAUCUUUAUCUCAGAGGAGCCUGUCUGACAGUGUCUUUCCACCUGCCUCUGUUUCAAAAACUGACAGCACAACGUCAUCUAACGACUUUGGGCCAGCAAUAAUGGUUAAAACUGGCCCACUCAAUCGUGGUGCAACAGUAUGGGAGAGUAAUAUUCCUGCUCCAGUCAGUCAGUCAUCUGCUCAGGGCCCAAGUCCAAAUCCAGUACCCUGUCAUAUUCAACACCAAGUCCAGACCAGUCCUCAGACCCAAGCCCAGCCUCAGAUCCAGACUCAGGCUCGAACUCAACUGAAGGCUUCUAGUCCUGGAGAGGGCAGCUCAGGGCAGGCUCAUGGUUCACCUGAGCCCACACUGAAAAUCACAACUCCAUUUAAACCAAGGAGGUCUUUCAUUCAGCCCAGGUCAUACAGAGAAUCUAUGACUAUAACCUCUGGCAAAUCCAAAGCCCCCAUUUCUCCCUUGAGCCAGGUUGGAAUUCCUCCAACGCCAGUGCCGAGAAGCAUAGCAUCAGCCCUUCCCACAGUUCCUGAAGCACAUACACAGCCUGUGGCUAAAACACAAGCUCCACCUGCCCCUUCAGCUUCACUGCCUGAAGCAGGGCCACAGCGUAAGGCCCCUGGCAAAAGACCUAAAAUUCCGCCACCAUUACCACCUCAGCAGCUGCCCAAGCAGCUCUCAUCCUCAGUCCAGUAAGUCCAGAUGCAUCCAUCUGCAGAUCUGCAGAGCCAGAAGCAGAUUUAGACAUGCAGUUUCAACAACAUAAUGUGACUGUAGACUUAACUACAAACAUGUUGUGUUAAAGUAACACUGUGUUAUUUAUGUGCCUGUGUUAGUAUACAAUUUCAAUAGCUAACUAGUAUAUUUUUUUUGUAGCUGGUAAGUCAGCUUAUACUUAAGAUAGUUUGACACAUUUGAACUUUAACUUUACAUUUAGGGUAUUAUUUUUCAUUAUGAAUUAAAAGGCAAAUUCUUAAUGAUUAACAAUUACGUUGGACACCAUGGCUUUUAGCUCGCUAGCUAUUAACUUCAGCUGUGAACAGGUAGUCCAAGCAACCCUAACCAUGACCAUAACUCUGAGGGGUGGUACAAACCACAGCAUGUCUUGAAACUGCAGGUCUUGAACUGCUGCUGGCCCUCUGGCACCCAAAUUUAAUUACAUUUUUCAGUGACUACCCCUCAACACGCCCAAACUGUGUAUUUGCAACAUACAUAACUUCCUAAUGGAAGUGUGGGGCUUUGUUUUAAAACAGAACAGACACCCAACACUUGUAAACAUGAAGUUAAAACAUUUUGGCACCCUAGCAUUUUGCACUGCACUUAGCAAUGGGCUAAGCACUCUGUCAUCAGGGUAAGCUGAACUAACAUUUGUUAAUGUAAGUUCCUUAAAGUUAGUUAGAUAGCUUUACUUUAGCUUCAGCUGGUUGCAGGUUACUGAAAUCUUUGGCAAUUCAUGGGCACAGACAAAAAAAAUAAUGCUCACAUAUGGCUGUAUGUUAGCUAAAAUCUUUUGUAUAUGUUGUACUUUGAGCUGGGGAUAGCUCAUUGCUAUAGGAUUGUGAUAAAUUUUAAAAAAGCAGUUAAUUCAGUUUGAGUAAAACCAAAGGUUUGCAGGGCUACCAGUAUAAUAUACUUUCCUUAACCUAUUUGUCAAAUGGAAUGCCCUUAGAGACAGAGGCUGAUGGAGGCUCCUUAAAGGGAGGGACAGAGGGGAAGUAUGAAAGACUUUCUUGUCCAGAGGCAUAAUGAGGGGCUGGUCUGCAGAUGGAUGAUGUUAAUAGAGUGAGUCCAGCCCAUAAAUGCCAGCUCAUGUCAUACCUGGUCUUUUGAUGAAGUAUAUUAAAAGAUAUUAACCUUUUAAAACUGACAAACUGGCAUCUAUGAUUUGUAAAACACAAUUCUUUAUUUCUUGUACAUAAUGUUUUUGCAUUUGAAGUGGUAUGUAACAACUUUAUUAUUUAGACUAUUAUACUUCUUCCAGCUUUGCGAGGCAUGACUCUAUAGAUCUGCAUUUUCACUUCUAUUUGAAGGUGCAUAUGUAUGUUAACAGUAUUAAUGUGUGCAGCUAAAAUGCUUCACUAAUUUGGGGAUUUUUAGCUCUGAUACAGUUGUAGCAGUAAUUCAUAUCAUCAUAAUCAUACAUGUAAACAAUAUUUUCAUA